GCUCAGACGGAGAAAGUAGAAGCGCGCUCACAGUCAGCGAAGAGAAGAAGACGGAGAAGAGGAGAAGAAGAGGAGAAGUGUUCGGAGUCUAAAAAGUAACUAAAACUGAGCCGAAGAAGAGAAAUCCUGCACCUAACGUCUCCGCGAGGACAAAACAGACCGUUUGUGUUCGGGUUUUACCUGUUUUAGACUAAAAACCGCGAACACACCGUCCGACAGGUUUGUGCUGACCGGACCGGAUCGACCAAUCACCUGCCUGCUCUGUGACUUUCUUAUUGAUCAAAGUGAUCGUUUAUACUCCAGACAGAUCAAUGACAGCUUCAGAACUGAUCGAGGACAAUGAUGAUGUUCGCCCUCCUGUGGAAGCUAACGUAACUACAACAAAUUCCUCUACACCGCCUCAUCCCCAGAGGGUCGCCAACGGUAACCUGACUCGCCACAACUCCUCACCACCAACACCCGCUGCCGCCGCCACCAACGACACCCCCGAUGGCAAAAACAAACAUGAGCGCAGCAAACUGAGCAGCCUGUUAAAACAGAACCAGCUGAUCCACUCCCUGAGCAGCGGGCUGCGGCGACACUGCGACUACGUCAAGAUCACUGUGCCGGAGGAACGGGCGAAUCGCCUGCCAAAGGAGUGGUGGAAGACCGGCGUGGCCUUCCUCUACGCGCUGUUCAACCUCAUCUUCACCACCGUCAUCAUCACCGUCGUCCACGAGAGGGUGCCGGACAAGUCCGUGAACCCGCCGCUGCCCGACAAGUUCUUUGACUAUGUGGACCGAGUGCCGUGGGCAUUCACCGUCACCGAGGUCAAUGGGCUGAUCCUGGUCGGACUCUGGCUCGUCCAGUGGAUCUUCCUCAAACACAAAGCGAUCAUUGGUCGUCGUUGUUUCUUCCUCAUCGGGACUCUCUACAUGUAUCGCUGUGUCACCAUGUACAUCACCACUCUGCCCGUGCCUGGAAAACACAUGGUCUGCGCUCCAAAGCUUUACAACGACUCGACGGGGAAAAUCUGGAGGAUUUUGAGGCUGAUUUCAGGAGGAGGUUUGUCUCUGACCGGCUCUCACCUGAUGUGUGGAGACUUCCUGUACAGCGGUCACACCGUCAUGUUGACACUGUCCUACCUCUUCAUCAAAGAGUACUCUCCUCGGUGGAUGUGGUGGUAUCACUGGAUCUGCUGGUUCCUCAGCGCCUCGGGAGUCAUCUGCAUCCUGAUCGCCCAUGAGCACUACAGCAUUGACGUGGUGAUCGGAUACUUCGCUACCACCAGGAUCUUCUGGUGGUACCACACCAUGGCCAACACACAUGUGGCGCGACAGGAUCUGAACAACUACCUGUCUCGAACGUGGUGGAACCCGAUCUUCAACUUCCUGGAGAGAAACGUCCAGGCGACGGUUCCCAUCGUGUUCUCCUGGCCGGUGACCUUGCCUUCGUCCUGCAGACAGAGAUACAGGAUAGUGGAGGGGGGGAGGGAUGAGUGAGGACAGAGGGGGGAGGGAACGAAGGGGUAACUGACCUGAGCUGAUGGAAACAGUAUUCAUCCGUUCUGAUUCCUGGACAAGAGGACGAACGGACGGAGAGGUGUAACAUCAGUUUAUUCAUUCAAAGCAGCAUUUCCAUCUCUCUCCUGGUUACUGAGGAAGAGGAGGAGGCACAGAAAAGGUCUUAUGUUUACAUUAUCAUGAUCACGUGGUUGAAGUAUGAACAUUUGACUUCAAACACUAAAAGUCAGGAAAACGAGAGGUUUGACUCCACUGAGAGGUAAAAUUAGUGUCGAAAUUACAGCUAGCCUACUAUUACUACUUACUUAGCCUACUUACUAGCCUCCAUCAAAUCAUCUGAAAACCAUUGUAUUUCUCUGUGUUACUUGAUUUUCUGGGACACAAACACUAAAAAACACACAUUAACAUCAUUAGACAGUGUUAAAAUACAAUGAAUAAGAAGAAGAAGCACAAUGUUUUUUCAAACUUCUGUCAAAGGCUUCUGAGGGAUUUCAGGAAUUUAUUAUGAUAAGCAUUAAAUUUCUGUCUCAACCUAAGGUUUUAAAAAAAGUCUCAGAUGCCAUUAAAGUGCCAGUAAAUCCGAACUGCCAUAUGUGAGAGUGAAAGCUGACAUCAUUGUGUUAGUUAGCAGUAAUUAUGCCAAUCAAGCUAACCAGAGAUUGAAGACCCAAACUAAACUGCUGGCUAAUUGGCCCUCUCUGAGAGAGCUGAGAGCUGAAUUUGUUAGCCAUAUGCUAGCUCAUUCAUCUAAACAACUUUGAUGAAUAAUGCUAACAACACUAAUGAAAGUAAUGCCAAUUAAUUUAAGCUAAUAACUAAGCUAAGCUAACUAAAGAUUCAGGACCAAAGCUAAAACUGCUAGCCACUUAGCUGUCCUUCAGUUAAUUUAAGGUGUCUUUACAUCGCUGUGAGAAUGAAGGCAUGUGUCAUUGAAUUGAGUGAAGUAGCAACAGGUUAGCUUGUUAUGCUAAGCUAUGAUUAUGAUGAUUAAUGUCAGCUCAAGUAAAAAUAAUACAUUUAGCUUACAUGAAAGGCAAACAUACCUGGAGACUUGAGACUAAAUCUUAAAACAUAGGAAAUUAUUUCAUGUUGCUUUUGUUUGUAAGCUAGCUAGAAAUUCAGGACCAAAGCUAACAAAGCUAGCGACUUAGCAUUCCCAGUGCUAACUCUUCAUCACAGUGAGAGCUUAUCAGUGUAAGUUAAUGAGUUUUGUUCUGUAUGUUUUUCUACUCUUGAUUAUUGUUGUUUAAGUUAUAUAACAUGUAAAAUAUUUUUAUGACUUUUUUUUUUUACUGUAAAAUGAAUCCAUGAAACUAAAACUGUCUGUAAAGUUUAGAUCAAACCAAAACCCCCUGUAAAAUGCUGCUGAAUUAAUGAAGGCUGUUGUUUCAUAGAGAGUUUCUCACUUGAUGUUCAACACUGAAACACACAUCUGACUUGAACAGUGUCACAAUCCAGAUGCUUUGAUAAUAAAAGAUUUAUUUUCAGUCAA
Molecule: messenger RNA, 2994 nt
Organism: Lates calcarifer (barramundi perch)
Lineage: Eukaryota; Metazoa; Chordata; Actinopteri; Centropomidae
Product: phosphatidylcholine:ceramide cholinephosphotransferase 2
Exons: 7
Coding region: 312-1481 (389 amino acids)
Biological process (GO): sphingomyelin biosynthetic process; ceramide biosynthetic process
Cellular component (GO): endoplasmic reticulum membrane; Golgi membrane
Molecular function (GO): ceramide cholinephosphotransferase activity; sphingomyelin synthase activity
Source: RefSeq, a predicted model, not a curated record